Messenger RNA from Olea europaea var. sylvestris, 1794 nucleotides. Its product is annotated as UDP-glycosyltransferase 88B1-like. NCBI's taxonomy places the organism in Eukaryota, Viridiplantae, Streptophyta, Magnoliopsida, Lamiales, Oleaceae. Gene Ontology annotation, molecular function: UDP-glycosyltransferase activity. The transcript has a single exon. The coding region runs from base 223 to 1644 and encodes 473 amino acids. The record is from RefSeq and is a predicted model, not a curated record.
AGGGACCAAACGUGGGCUAAGUUUGAUGCAAAAUUUGGUACAAAAUAAUGUAAAAUUUGGUGCAGAGUUGGAGAUAACCUGAUCAACUUUUGUCGGUGUGAGGAAUACUGUACGUAAUCUUGUGUCUAUACACACUAGUUUGUGAAAUUUAACUUGGAAUCCUCUUCUUCAAGUUCAAAGUUUUCUUAGAGUCUUGAGUUUUGCUAUCAUUCUCUUCAUAGAAUGGAAACUAUUGUUCUAUAUCCCUCCCCAGGCAUGGGGCAUCUGAUUUCGAUGGUGGAGUUCGGGAAGUUCAUACUCAACCACCACCCUUUCUUCACCGUUGCAAUUCUCACGGUGCCUCCAUCAUUCAACACUGGCUCAACCGCCUCCUAUAUUGACCGAGUUUCCGCCACCAACCCUUCCAUCACCUUCCACCAUUUACCUUCUGUUUCCCUUACAUUCGACUCUUUCUCCUCCAUGGAAGUUGUUAUUUUCGAGACCCUCCGCCUCAGCAACCCUAAUGUCCAACGAGCCCUUCAAGAGAUCUCUAGCACCAGCACCAUCACAUCCGUCAUAAUCGACUUCUUUUGCACCCCGGCUUUCUCCAUUUUCACCGAACUCGGAAUCCCAACUUAUUAUUUCUUCACUUCUGGUGUCUGUUGUCUUGAUUCUUUCCUUUACGUUCCCACAAUACAUCGGAAUACCACUAAAAGUUUCAAAGAUAUGAAUUCACUUUUGGAUAUUCCGGGGUUACCACCCAUACCAUCUUCACACAUGCCAGAUCCAAUUCUUGAUCGAUCCUCGGCUGAAUAUGCUUACUGUCUAGAUUUCUUUCUCCAUUUGCCCAAGUCAGCUGGAGUUAUUGUAAACUCAUUCGAGUCCCUUGAAUCAAAAUCUCUUAAAGCAAUAUCUGAAGGAUCUUGCAAUCCUGAUGGUCCGACACCACCUGUUUUCUGUGUAGGACCACUAUUGGCAACAGAACGAGGUAGAACUGGUAGUAUGGACGAAUGUUUGAAAUGGCUCGAUUUGCAACCAAGCCAAAGCGUCGUGUUCUUGUGUUUUGGGAGUCUUGGUUUGCUUUCAGGUAAGCAGUUGAAAGAAAUUGCAAUUGGGUUGGAGAGAAGCGAGCAAAGGUUCUUGUGGGUGGUGCGUUCUCCACCCUCUGAGGACAAGAGCAAGCGCUUCCUACCUCCUCCUGAACCAGAUCUGGAGUCACUACUUCCUAGUGGAUUCUUAGAUAGGACAAAGGACCGGGGUUUCGUGGUGAAGUCGUGGGCCCCACAAGUGGAGGUGUUGAGACAUAAAUCUGUUGGCGGGUUCGUGACACAUUGUGGAUGGAACUCGGUGUUGGAAGCAUUGUGCGCGGGCGUCCCCAUGGUGGCGUGGCCUCUUUACGCUGAACAAAAGUUCAACAGGGUAGUGUUAGUGGACGACUUGAAGUUGGCUCUGCGAAUGAACGAAUCAGAAGACGGGUUUGUCACUGCUGAGGAGGUCGAGAGUCGAGUUAGAGAGUUGAUGGACUCGAAGGAAGGUGAGUCGGUCAGAAAGCGCACCAAAGAAAAAGAGGCAGAGGCAAAGGCAGCUAUGAGUGAAGGCGGUACAUCCAUUGUUGCCUUGGCCAAGUUAGUUGAGUCAUGGAAAUUGCCAAGAUUAACGAUAUAAGUGAUGUGAGUAUCCGAUCUUGCAAGAUUUGUCAUGCAAUAUAUAUUAUUUACCAUGGAAUGUUUUAGCAAGAUGUGUUCGUAAUUCAUAUCCUUCACUGUAGUUGCGCAUAAUUAUGCUUUUCAAUAAAAAUUUCGAAAAUUUCUGAAA